AUGCCGUCCUCCUUGGUCAUUGCAGUCGUUGCCCUCGUGGUCUACUGUGUUGUCAAUACCUAUGUUUCCUUCCGGCAAAACCUGGAUCGCGCCAAACGCUCUGGUAUCCCCUAUGUCACGGUCCCAGUCUACUACCUCAAUCGACUGUGGCUCCUCACGCAUACGCUCUGGCUACCUCUGCUAGCAAAGUUGCCAUGCAGUUGGACCCGCUGGGUGGACUUCUGCAUCCCAGACUUCACUCAUCGAUGCAGUAUUGAGGUUUUUCGGCGCGUCGGAGCCGACACCUUCCUCGUCGUUUCGCCGGGGGGGAUCAUGAUGCACACGGCUGACCCGGCCGUCAUUUCUCAGAUCACGACCCGCAGGAACGACUUCCCCAAGCCGACGGACAUUUAUCGCUCGCUCGAUAUCUAUGGGAAAAAUGUGGUUUCGACCGAAGGAGCCAUGUGGCGCCAACAUCGUAAAGCCACCAGUCCCCCCUUUACGGAGAAGAACAAUCACCUUGUUUGGGCUGAGAGUAUUGACCAGGCUUCUGCCAUGCUUGCUUCGUGGCUUGGUCCCGCUGGGAAGGGCGACAAGACCGUCGACCGAGUCAUGGAUGACACGAUGCGGCUCAGCUUGUAUGUCAUUAGCCGAGCAGGUUUCGGAAGGAAGCUCGAGUGGCCGUCGACCGAUGCAAAGGCUGACGUCGAUUCCGACUACAUUGAUCAUUCCAAGAUCAAGAAUCAGGGGAUCGAUCGAGACGCUGGGCACUCGAUGAGCUAUACAUAUGCGAUCCACUGCUUGCUAGAUAACAUCCUUCUUCAAUUCCUCCUACCUCGGUGGCUUAUGGACAAUCUCCCUUCGAAGACGGUGCGGAAGGCGAACGAGGCCUAUUUGGAGUGGGGAAACUAUAUGAAAGAAGCUGUUGCGUCCAAAAAGGAGAGUCUAGAGGCCGGGGCCGAAGACCAAGAUCAACUUGAUCUGUUGGGUCAGUUGGUCAAAGGUCAAGUAGCCUCCAAGAAGAGUAAGGACGUCACUCUUACCGACCCCGAGAUCCUCGGAAAUAUGUUUGUCCUCAUCCUUGCUGGCCACGAGACGGCCGCCAACUCUAUACAUUUCUCUAUGGUUUAUCUCGCACUCUACCCCCAGAGCCAGAGAGCCCUGCAGAAAGACCUCGACCGCAUCUUCCAGGGAAGGCCUCCAUCGGACUGGGACUAUGACCGUGACCUACCCGCUCUCUUCGGUGGUAUGGUCGGUGCUGUUUUAGCAGAAGAGCUGCGGCUCGUCCCGCCAGUAAUCGGAAUACCCAAGUCGACUUGGGGAGUACCUGAUCAACAAAUCAUGAUCGAGGGAAAGUCGUGUACCGUACCUAGUGGCACCUAUAUCAGCCUGUGUUCGUCUGAUGUCCAGCGGAAUCCCAGAUACUGGCCAACUGGCAAACCGACAUUGCCCGGCGGUAAGCCCGUUCACCCUGUCUCGAACGUGGACAAUGAUCUCGAAGAGUUCCGACCCGAACGUUGGUUGCUAGACGACGAGGGCGAGGUACAAAUCUCAGCAGCGGGUAUGAAUAAAGAGAUGCCGACCGAAACAGUGACAAGUGAUGGCCUUGCCAUCAACGAGGCUGCCGAUACCUCGGACCGAAUGUACCGCCCUCCGAAAGGUGCGUAUGUGCCUUUCAGCGAUGGAUACCGAGCUUGCCUGGGGCGACGAUUCGCUCAGGUUGAAGUCCUGGCGACACUGGCCGUCAUCCUCCAAAAUUAUUCAGUCGAACUCGCCGUCGACCAGUGGGCGACCGAUGAGCAAGUCAUCGCAAUGGACGAGGACGGCCGCGUGGAAGUGUGGCAGAAAGCCGCCGAGCAUGCCAGGGACUUGAUGCUCAACGGCCUCAGCGUGAUCAUUUCGCUGCAGAUGAGAAGGGGCCAUGUCAGCAUGCGAUUCGUGCCCAGAGGUCAAGAGAAGUUCCCGGACGAUGGGGAUGAGAAAUGGAAAAAGAAGCAUCCAGAUCUGUGUAGGGGAAUGGAGCCGACUCCUAACUGGAGGUUUUGGGGUUGA
Messenger RNA from Capronia epimyces CBS 606.96, 2031 nucleotides. RefSeq lists its product as uncharacterized. Gene Ontology annotation, molecular function: oxidoreductase activity, acting on paired donors, with incorporation or reduction of molecular oxygen; iron ion binding; heme binding. NCBI's taxonomy places the organism in Eukaryota, Fungi, Ascomycota, Eurotiomycetes, Chaetothyriales, Herpotrichiellaceae. The transcript has a single exon. The record is from RefSeq and is a predicted model, not a curated record. The coding region runs from base 1 to 2031 and encodes 676 amino acids.